This is a messenger RNA of Branchiostoma floridae (Florida lancelet), 702 nucleotides long. RefSeq lists its product as uncharacterized. The coding region runs from base 190 to 702 and encodes 170 amino acids. The record is from RefSeq and is a predicted model, not a curated record. The transcript has 3 exons. NCBI's taxonomy places the organism in Eukaryota, Metazoa, Chordata, Leptocardii, Amphioxiformes, Branchiostomatidae.
UUCUUUGGGUCAAAGGUUAAACUUGUAGCAACAAGAAGAAUCCUGAAUCGCACAAGGAGAUGGGACUUUCUUGAAGCUUAGACCACGUCUAGGACAACAGUAAGGAAAUCAGCGACAAAAUAGACUAGCUGAAUAAUCUUCCCGUUAACUCCAAGACAGAAGCGGAGAUUCUAGAUCAAAUGCGGAAGCAUGGAAGUUAGAAGAUCACCGAGAAAGAAGUCUCCGUCGCCCAUCUCAUCAAGUGUCUACACGACUUCGAGCGGUUCUAGCGACUCUAGCGAAGAAGAGACUCAAGAAAAACCAAAGCCAAAAGAUAGAGACUAUAAACCGAGUCACCCAGAGCCUGGUAGUAGCUGUAGCAGCGCUGGCAGUACUCCCAAGAAGAAGAGAAGAAGAAAAGAAAGUCCCGUGGAGGAAGAAACCGUGAGAAGUGAAAGCGAAGACGGGUCCAGAAGUGACCCGCUGGAGCUGCAGUCCAAUCUGUCAGGAGUGCCAAGGAAACGAAAUCAGCUCAGGAGUCGCCAGGCGAGAUGGAGGAAAGGGUUGAGUGAAGUUGCUGUCCGGGAUUACGACCACUCCAUGGUGAAAGGCUUCCUCCAACAGGUGUCUGCACUCCAACGGAAGAACUUCAGUGUGGAAUCAUGGGAUAGUGAUGACAUCAGCAGUGAUGAUGAUCAUGAUGACAACAGUCCUCUCAGGUAG